This is a messenger RNA of Peromyscus maniculatus bairdii (prairie deer mouse), 858 nucleotides long. It is a transcript of the gene Exosc4, whose product is annotated as exosome component 4. Gene Ontology annotation, molecular function: RNA binding. The record is from RefSeq and is a predicted model, not a curated record. Gene Ontology annotation, cellular component: nuclear exosome (RNase complex); nucleolus; cytoplasmic exosome (RNase complex). Lineage: Eukaryota; Metazoa; Chordata; Mammalia; Rodentia; Cricetidae. Gene Ontology annotation, biological process: rRNA catabolic process; U4 snRNA 3'-end processing; nuclear mRNA surveillance.
AGCCGUAAGUCGUGGGAGGCCCGGGUCACAGAGUGUCGUGCUCUCGGAGGCGGGGCGAAGAGCGCACACCAUGGCCGGGCUGGAGCUCCUGUCGGAUCAGGGUUACCGGGUAGACGGUCGGCGCGCGGGGGAGCUGCGCAAGAUCCAAGCGCGCAUGGGCGUGUUCGCGCAGGCCGACGGCUCGGCGUACAUCGAGCAGGGCAACACCAAGGCGUUGGCGGUGGUCUACGGGCCCCACGAGAUCCGGGGCUCCCGGUCUCGAGCCUUGCCUGACCGGGCCCUAGUGAACUGUCAGUAUAGUUCAGCAACCUUCAGCACAGGUGAGCGCAAGAGAAGGCCUCAUGGGGACCGUAAGUCUUGUGAGAUGGGGCUGCACCUACGCCAGACCUUCGAGGCAGCCAUCCUCACGCAGCUGCAUCCACGAUCUCAGAUUGACAUCUAUGUGCAGGUGCUGCAGGCAGACGGUGGAACCUAUGCAGCAUGUGUGAAUGCAGCCACGCUGGCCGUGAUGGACGCUGGGAUACCCAUGCGGGACUUUGUCUGUGCGUGUUCAGCUGGCUUUGUGGACGGCACAGCACUGGCGGACCUCAGCCAUGUGGAGGAAGCAGCUGGAGGGCCCCAGCUAGCCCUGGCCCUGCUGCCAGCCUCGGGCCAGAUUGCAUUGCUUGAGAUGGAUUCAAGGCUGCACGAAGACCACUUGGAGCAGGUGCUAGAGGCCGCUGCCCAGGCAGCCCGAGAUGUGCACACUCUGCUGGACCGUGUAGUCCGGCAGCAUGUGCAGGAGGCUUCUGUCUUACUGGGGGACUGAGUGCCAACCACCCAUCUCCAGAAUAAAGGCCUAUUCCUCUGCUGAACACA